AUGGUGUUCAGCAUCAACGUGGGCUUCUCGGACCUGCCCAACAAGGAGGGGAAGCGGCCGGAGGAGCGGACGUACGCCAUGUUCCUGGGGGACACCGUCCUCGUCGACGAGGAAGGUCCCGCCACCGUCCUGACGUCGGUGAAGAAGAAGGUCAAGAACGUCGGCAUCUUCCUCAAGAACGAAGACGAGGAGGAGGAAGAGGAGGAGAAGGACGAGGCUGAAGAUCUCCUCGGCCGCAGCUCCCGGGCGGCUCUUCUCACCGAGAGGACGCGGAACGAGCUGACGGCCGAGGAGAAGCGCCGCGCCCACCAGAAGGAGCUGGCGGCUCAGCUCAACGAGGAGGCCAGGAGACGCCUGACCGAGCAGAAGGGGGAGCAGCAGAUCCAGAAGGCCAGGAAGUCCAACAUCUCCUACAAGAACCCGGCGCUGAUGCCGAAGGAGCCGCACAUCCGGGAGAUGAAGAUUUAUAUCGACAAGAAAUACGAGACCGUCAUCAUGCCCGUCUUCGGCAUCGCCACCCCUUUCCACAUCGCCACCAUCAAGAACAUCAGCAUGUCGGUGGAAGGCGACUACACCUACCUCCGCAUCAACUUCUACUGCCCGGGCAGCGCCUUGGGUCGCAACGAGGGCAACAUCUUCCCCAACCCCGAGGCCACCUUCGUCAAGGAGAUAACCUACCGAGCGUCCAACAUGAAGACCCCGGGCGAGCAGACGGUGCCGGCGUUGAAUCUCCAAAACGCUUUUCGCAUCAUCAAGGAGGUCCAGAAGCGCUACAAGACCCGAGAAGCCGAGGAGAAGGAGAAGGAGGGCAUCGUGAAGCAGGACUCGUUGGUCAUCAACCUGAACCGCAGCAACCCCAAGCUGAAGGACCUCUACAUCCGCCCCAACAUCGCCCAGAAGAGGAUGCAGGGCUCCCUGGAGGCCCACGUCAACGGUUUCCGGUUCACCUCGGUGCGGGGGGACAAGGUGGACAUCCUCUACAACAACAUCAAACACGCCGUCUUCCAGCCCUGCGACGGCGAGAUGAUCAUCGUCCUCCACUUCCACCUCAAGAACGCCAUCAUGUUCGGGAAGAAGCGCCACACGGACGUCCAGUUCUACACGGAGGUCGGGGAGAUCACCACCGACCUGGGCAAACACCAGCACAUGCACGACCGCGACGACCUCUACGCCGAGCAGAUGGAACGGGAGAUGAGACACAAGCUCAAGACUGCCUUCAAAAACUUCAUCGAGAAGGUCGAAGCUCUCACCAAGGAGGAGCUGGAGUUCGAGGUCCCCUUCCGGGAGCUGGGCUUCAACGGCGCCCCCUACCGCAGCACCUGCCUUCUCCAACCCACCUCCAGCGCCUUGGUCAACUGCACCGAGUGGCCGCCCUUCGUGGUGACGCUGGACGAGGUGGAGCUCAUCCACUUUGAGCGGGUCCAGUUCCACCUGAAGAACUUCGACAUGGUGGUGGUCUACAAGGACUAUUCCAAGAAGGUCACCAUGAUUAACGCCAUCCCGGUGGCCUCGCUCGACCCCAUCAAGGAGUGGCUCAA
Pterocles gutturalis (yellow-throated sandgrouse) is the source of this 1538-nucleotide messenger RNA. RefSeq names its product FACT complex subunit SPT16. Gene Ontology annotation, molecular function: nucleosome binding. The record is from RefSeq and is a predicted model, not a curated record. The transcript is spliced from 13 exons. Lineage: Eukaryota; Metazoa; Chordata; Aves; Pterocliformes; Pteroclidae. Gene Ontology annotation, biological process: transcription elongation by RNA polymerase II; positive regulation of transcription elongation by RNA polymerase II. The annotation marks the transcript as partial. Gene Ontology annotation, cellular component: FACT complex.